Molecule: messenger RNA, 2707 nt
Organism: Thunnus maccoyii (southern bluefin tuna)
Lineage: Eukaryota; Metazoa; Chordata; Actinopteri; Scombriformes; Scombridae
Gene: acsbg1
Product: acyl-CoA synthetase bubblegum family member 1
Exons: 15
Coding region: 202-2301 (699 amino acids)
Cellular component (GO): endoplasmic reticulum; membrane
Molecular function (GO): long-chain fatty acid-CoA ligase activity
Source: RefSeq, a predicted model, not a curated record
UUGGUCGAAGGGCAGCGACUCAAUGGCUCCAAGAUUCAGUUUAAACUACAAAAAGAAUCUACUUAAUUCAUACAGGGUCUAUUUGGGAAUAUAGGACUAAAAGUAGUAUACGUCUUUAUAAAAGAAAAUAUAAAUAGCAUUAUAAAUAUCGGAAUCAGAACCAUUGCCAGCCAAACUACCAGGAGAUCCACACAUAACAAUAUGGAAAUUCCUAAUGAAGAGAAGGGAGAUGAUCAGGUUGUGACCAGUGUGGAGUUGUCAGUUCAGGAGUCUAUGGCAGACGUGCAGACAGAUAGUGGAGAACAUGCCUCUGUAGGGAAGAAACACAUAGAAGAGGUGACUGUUGGCGCAUCUCUUGCUCCAGCUCAUUCUCUUUGGACUGCGGACGCUAAAGGCGCAGUCAGGCUGAGAAUAGAAGAAGGUUGUUCGGAGGAGCCUAUCACGGUUCAUCAAAUGUUCAAAGCCUCAGUUGAAAAAUAUGGAAACAUCUACGCACUCGCCAGCAAGAAGAAGAACAAGUGGGAAAAAAUUACCUUUUUAGAGUAUUAUCAUUUCUGCCGGAGAGCAGCCAAGAGCUUUCUAAAGCUUGGUUUAGAGCGAUUCCAUGGAGUGGCAAUACUAGGAUUCAAUUCAGCAGAAUGGUUCUUCUCUGCAGUCGGUGCCAUCAUGGCAGGAGGGAUAAUGACUGGAAUUUAUGCCACAAACACACCAGAAGCUUGCCAAUAUGUGGCUAGUGACUCCAAAGCCAACAUUAUUGUGGUGGAAAACAAAAAGCAAUUGGAUAAGAUAUUGGAGAUACGUGACAGACUGCCCCAUUUGAAAGCCAUAGUGCAGUACAGUGGACCAAUCCAAGAGAAGAUUUCCAAUCUCUACUCUUGGGAGGAGUUCAUGGAGCUGGGUCUGGAUGUUUCUGAGAAAGAACUGGAUGACAUCAUCAGCAGCCAGAAAGCCAACCAAUGCUGCGUCCUGAUCUACACGUCUGGCACCACAGGCAAGCCGAAAGGUGUCAUGCUCAGUCAUGACAAUAUCACAUGGACUGCCAAUCAUGCCAGCAGGGCAGGGGACAUGCAGCCGGCCGACACUAAACAGGAGUCACUAGUGAGCUACCUUCCUCUCAGUCACAUUGCUGCUCAGAUCUAUGAUCUCUGGACUGGUAUCCAUUGGGGUGAGCUGGUGUACUUUGCACAACCGGAUGCCUUAAAGGGAAGCCUGAUAACAACACUACGAGAAGUUUGUCCUACAUCCCACAUGGGUGUCCCGCGGGUGUGGGAGAAGAUGAUGGAGAAGAUAAAACAGGCAAUUAGCGAGUGUGGUUACGUGAAAAAGAAACUGGUCACCUGGGCAAUGUCAGUCAGCCUGGAGGCCAACCAAAAGUGUAUGCUAAAGGAUGAUGAGAAACCGUUCCUCUUUUCCCUGGCUAACAGCCUUGUGCUGCAGAGGCUUCGGGCUGAGCUGGGCCUCUCUUGUUGUCAGAAGUUCUUCUCUGGAGCAGCACCAAUCGGUAGUGAAACAGUGCAGUUUUUCCUCGGCCUGAACAUCCACUUGUAUGAGGCUUAUGGCAUGAGUGAGAGCACGGGACCUCACUUCAUGUCAGGUCCCAAAGCCUACAAACUACCAAGCUGUGGUAAGGUGGUGCCUGGCUGUCGAUACAAAAUGGCCGACGUAGACUCUGAGGGGACAGGUGAGAUUUGCUUUUGGGGACGUAACAUUUUCAUGGGUUUCCUCAAUAUGGAAGACAAAACGAGAGAAGCUUUGGAUGAAGAUGGAUGGCUGCACUCUGGAGACCUGGGGAAGAUAGAUGAGGAGGGUUUCUUGUACAUCACUGGGAGAAUAAAAGAGUUGAUCAUCACAGCCGGAGGGGAGAAUGUUCCCCCUGUUCCCAUUGAGGAUGCAGUGAAGAAGGAGCUACCCAUCAUCAGCAAUGCCAUGCUGAUAGGGGACAAGAGGAAGUUCUUGUCAAUGCUUUUAACCUUAAAGUCUAGCAGCAAUACAGAGACCAUGGAGCCCACAGAGGAGCUGAGUCUGGAGGCUGUGGAGUAUUGCCGAAACCUAGGCAGCCAAGCAACCAAGGUGUCUGACAUCAUGGGAGGGAAAGACAAAGACGUGUGCCGUGCAAUUCAGGAGGGAAUCGACAGAGUCAACUCUGCAGCCAUCUCUAAUGCUCAACGCAUACAAAAGUGGACUAUCCUGAGAAAGGACUUUUCUGUUUCUGGAGGAGAGCUGGGUCCAACAAUGAAGCUUCGUCGUCCUGUUGUCUUGGAGAUGUACCACAAUGUCAUUGACAGUCUGUAUCAAGAAUAGUGUCACGCUCCUAGAGAGCUUACUCUGUAACUGUUAGUAUGAAAAUUAUUUGUUACUAGCAUCAUUCUUGUGGACAUGCAUGGAAUUUAAUUAUAUCUGUGUCUUCCUGUGUACAUAAAUGCAAAAAAUAACAGAGAAACCAUAUUUAAAGUUUUACAACAUUUAAGAGCAAAACAAGAUUACCUUCUAAGUACUUACAAUACCAAGAAUUGUGCAAAUCUCAAUUGCAUCUUCUUAUACACUGAAAUAUUUGUCUCUCUUAAAAAAUCACACUAGUUACCUGCAGGACAGCUUCUUACAGUGUGUCAUGUAAAAAUUUGGUACUAGUUAGUAUAUAGCCUAUACUAAUUUGUGUAGAAACACUGACUUUACAGCGUUCAUGGACACAACUUUUACUGGAAACCUA